This is a messenger RNA of Funneliformis mosseae, 1296 nucleotides long. The record is from the annotation of a GenBank genome assembly. NCBI's taxonomy places the organism in Eukaryota, Fungi, Glomeromycota, Glomeromycetes, Glomerales, Glomeraceae.
AUGGAUUAUAAUGCUGAUAUACCAUUUGAAAAGAAACCAGCUCCGGGAUUUUAUGAUAUUUCCGAUGAAAAGAACCGGCAAUUAGAACAAGGUUUUUCUAGUGGCCUUCAUAAAUUGGACGCUAAAGCUUCACAAUUGAAUAAGCUUAAGCAGGCUGAACAAAUAAAUAAAAGAAGAAAACUUGUUCUUCCAUCCCCACAAGUGGGAGAAAACGAGCUUGAAGAAAUUGUAAAAAUUGGGUUUGCUGGAGAAAAUGUUAGAGCUGUUGUUGGAGAAACCGAAAAUGUUUCUUCACUUGGCGAUUAUACACCGUCUACAUCUGGCUUGCCAUUGAGAACACCAAGGACGCUUGGUGGUUCUAUGCAAACACCAAGGACUCCUGCUACAAUAUUGUCUCUUAGGACCCCAAGAACGCCUGCGUCAGCUAGUGCAGCAACGAUAAAGCAACUUAGAGCUGGGCUGUCCAAUUUGCCAGCACCGAAAAACGAUUUUGAAAUUGUUUUACCUAAUAUAGAAGUCCAAGAAGAUCAAAAAGAUGAUAUGAAAGGGAUAGAUGAGGAUGCUAGUGAUAGGGAUAAAAAAAUUAAAGCUCAACUUGAGGAAGAAGAGCGAUUACGACUUUUACGCAGAUCUCAAGCUAUCCAACGCGAUCUUCCUCGCCCUACUCAAAUCAAUCCGAAAUUAAUUCUUGAAGUUGCUUCAUAUGAAAGUCCUUCCAGUGAUCUUCUGGAGAUUGAAAAGUUAAUAAACACGGAAAUGGUACAAUUAUUGAAUCAUGAUGCAAUUAUGUAUCCAAUUCAUGGAAGUAAGAUUGUUGGUGGAAAUGUAGACGAAUCAUUUGAGGAAUUUCCUGAUGAUUUAAUAGAUAAAGCAAGGAAAGCCAUUGAUGAAGAACUUGCCAUUUCUACCAACGAUAAUCUUAUCAUUUCUGAAGUAGAUAAUUUUUACGAUAUUUGGCAACGAUUACAUGAAAAUCCUGAAAAUAGCUAUUUUCCAAAGGAUUUAGAAGCUCGUUCUCGAACUUUAUCAAAAAACAUUUCGGAAAUGUUUGAAGAAAUUGAACAGGCAAAAAUUGAAUUAAAUUCUUUUCGAUCAUUAAACAUUUCCGAGAAGGAUGUAAUUCCUAAAAGAAUGGAGACUAUCCAAGAUGAAGUUAAUUAUCUUAUCAAGCGCGAAUCGGAACUUCAACAGAGAUAUGCUCAACUCUCAACUGAAAAACACGAAUUACAAGAGCGAAUUAAUAGUUUACAAAAAGAAAAAGAAAACAAAGAUAAUCAAGAGCUAAUAAAUGAAUAA